Messenger RNA from Trichoderma gamsii, 405 nucleotides. RefSeq lists its product as hypothetical. The coding region runs from base 1 to 405 and encodes 134 amino acids. The record is from RefSeq and is a predicted model, not a curated record. NCBI's taxonomy places the organism in Eukaryota, Fungi, Ascomycota, Sordariomycetes, Hypocreales, Hypocreaceae. The transcript is spliced from 2 exons.
AUGGCUCAGAAGGUCACCGAAUUUGGAUCCUUUGUGGAUGACAUCUUCUAUAACAUAUUUUUCCAACCCGACGAUGAGUUAUCGGCCAGAUAUAUAAAGAAGUAUCUUUCAUCUGAACUCAAAGUUCGCAUCAAUGGCACGGGCAUACCAGGAAAUUCUUUCAAAGACAGUAUUGUCGCCGCCCGCGCCAAAUCGUUAUUCCAGGUUGUCCAAGUUCAAGAGGUUCUUGCCAACUCCGAUGCCAGCAAGGCUUCUGGAGGAUCGGUAUCGCACUUAACGCUGUUUUCUAUCAAAGACAAGGAUACGGGCGAUGAGCGACAGGAGUCCAGUUUGACGCUCGUUACGUGCGCGCUGGAAGAUGGAAGGGUAGUCAUAUCGGAAUUGACUGAGAUAAAUCGCGGAUAG